AUGCUGGUGGAGCUUCGGGCCACGAAGCUGCCAUUGAGAAGUUGUGCCAAGAUCUUGGACGACCACCAGCUCGACAACAGCAUCAUCCUGGAAGGCAUGGCCAAGACCAGAUGGCCGGGACGCUUGGAUUGGAUCCACCUGGAUGGGAGGCCGGUGUUGCUGGACGGUGCUCACAACCCACACGCAGCCGCGGAGUUGGCCCGCUACGUCGACCAAACGGUGCGGCCCAAAGCAGUACUUUGGGUGGUUGCCCUGAGCUUCGGUAAGGAUGCGAAAGGCAUUCUUCAAGAGUUGCUUCGAGAAGAGGACUCGUUGCUGGCGGUGACCUUCCCUGCCGUAGAGGCAAUGCCGUGGGUGAAGCCUCAAGCGCCGGAGGAGCUGGUGGAGGUCGCCCGGAGCUUGCCAGCUGGUGGAGGUGCCCAAACAGCCGCCACCUGGCGAGAGGCUCUACAGGCCGAAAUGGGCAAGCAAGCUGUGGUUUGUGGUUCCUUGUAUUUGGUUGCCGAUGUGGCCAGUUAUGAGCCCAAGAUCUUGCUGAAGUGA
This is a messenger RNA of Durusdinium trenchii, 543 nucleotides long. The record is from the annotation of a GenBank genome assembly. NCBI's taxonomy places the organism in Eukaryota, Dinophyceae, Suessiales, Symbiodiniaceae.